Molecule: messenger RNA, 1156 nt
Organism: Misgurnus anguillicaudatus (oriental weatherfish)
Lineage: Eukaryota; Metazoa; Chordata; Actinopteri; Cypriniformes; Cobitidae
Gene: arl4cb
Product: ADP-ribosylation factor-like 4Cb
Molecular function (GO): GTP binding; GTPase activity
Source: RefSeq, a predicted model, not a curated record
AGUUUGUUCAGCGUGUGGGGAGCACAGCUGCUGCUGCAAGGCUUCAUUCAUUACUAUACAUUCACUCGUGAUCACCACUGCGGGACUACAGACCAUUGUCGUGUACCCUUAAAAGAUUUUUCAGCGUCUUAUUUCUUCACUAAUGUCGUAGCGAGCCCAGGGGUCCGAAGAAACUGAACACAAGCCAAUCGGGUCCUUCGUGAAGAAUUUUAAGCAGUUUGAGAAGAAAAUGUUGAUGUGAGCUGCGACUGCGACUGCGCAGACUCUGUGAUAGAGGAGCAGCAGCAGCAGCUGAUCUCAGCAAUAAACGCGAAGCAAUGAUCCCUACAGCAAUUUCAAUCUAAAUUUGGUCGAAUUGCUGUUGUUUACCGCAGUGGUUUUUACAAGAGGAAACGGGAUUCAAAAUGGGAAACAGUUUCUCCAAUAUAUCCGCGUUUCAGUCUCUCCACAUAGUGAUGCUUGGCUUGGACUCCGCAGGGAAAACCACGGUUCUCUACAGACUGAAAUUUAACGAGUUUGUUAACACCGUGCCCACGAUUGGAUUCAACACGGAGAAGAUCAAGUUAAGUAACGGCACGGCCAAAGGAUUAAGUUGUCAUUUUUGGGACGUCGGUGGACAGGAGAAACUCCGGCCCUUGUGGAAAUCUUACAGUAGGUGCACGGAUGGCAUUAUUUAUGUGGUGGACUCUGUCGACGUAGAUCGACUGGAAGAAGCUAAGACGGAGCUGCAUAAAGUGACCAAAUUUGCUGAAAACCAAGGAACGCCAUUGUUAGUAAUUGCCAAUAAACAAGACCUGCCGAAAUCUCUGCCCGUGGCGGAUAUAGAGAAACAACUGGCCCUUCAGGAGCUCACACCAGCCACUACAUAUCAUAUCCAACCAGCCUGUGCCAUCAUUGGCGAGGGACUUCAUGAGGGAAUGGAUAAACUGUAUGAAAUGAUAGUGAAACGACGAAAAGCCCUCAAACAGAAGAAGAAGCGAUAACCAUCGCUGAUACCUUGAGUCAUUGGACAUGGCAUUUUAUCAUUGCACUGUUGACAUUCAUGAUGUUUGUUUUCAAGAUGGACUUGUGUCUGACAUUUCAAGCAUGUCAAUGAACCAAAAAUGAUUUCUUUUACAUAAAAGGGCUGGUUCCCUUUAAGCUGCCAGUACUGAGC